AUGUUCAGGAUCCUCCUUCUGUCUAAGGUGUGUCUCGGCGUCCUGGGGAACUGUGUGCUCUUCCUGGUGUACACAUACAGCUCCGUGCGCCAGCCCCAGCUCCGGAAGCCCAUCAACACGGUUUUCAUGCACCUCACCCUGGUCAACGCCCUGACCAUCAUGUUUGAGUCCACGCCCUUCCUGAUCUCCUCAUUUGGAGUCACAUGUUUCUGGGAUGAUACCACGUGUAUGGUGGUGCUGUACCUGUUCAGGGUCACGCGGGGAAUGUCCAUCUGCACCACCACCUUCCUGAGCGCCUUCCAGGCCCUCACCAUCAGCCCCGCGCAUGCCCGGUGGGCAUGGCUGAAAAGCCGGUCUGCAUCCUGCAUCCUCCCCUCUCUGCUCUCCUUCUGGUUCUUAAACUCUCUGGUCUAUUUCUAUGUCGUCGAACCUGUAGUAUCCAAUUGCAAUUCCACCGCCACCGGCACGGGAUUUUCUCAUCCCUUCUGUCAAGUGAGGUCUGGAAACAACUCAGCACCACUUGUCAGCUCCUUCGUGUUACAAGAUGUUCUCUUCUUAGUCCUCAUGAUCACCACCAGCCUCUACAUGGUGAUUCUCCUCCGUCGACACUGCCAGAGAGCCAGGCACCUCCACAAUGGCAGCCUCACCUCCCAGCCGAGGCCCAAGAACAGAGCCACCAACACCAUCCUGACACUUGUCAGCUGCUUCGUGUUCUUCUAUUGCUGCAACAACAUCGUGACUCUGUAUUCCUUAUACACACACGAGAAGUGGAACAACUCCAAGGGUGCAACUGUGCUGUUGUCAUUUGGUUACCCUACCCUCUGCCCUUUCUUGCUCAUGAAGAAUAACAGAAUGUUUUCACAAUGGACCACUCAUCUUUGGACAAGAAUUACCCAUUGUAAGACAGCAUGA
Molecule: messenger RNA, 912 nt
Organism: Perognathus longimembris pacificus (Pacific pocket mouse)
Lineage: Eukaryota; Metazoa; Chordata; Mammalia; Rodentia; Heteromyidae
Product: vomeronasal type-1 receptor 4-like
Exons: 1
Coding region: 1-912 (303 amino acids)
Biological process (GO): G protein-coupled receptor signaling pathway
Cellular component (GO): membrane
Molecular function (GO): pheromone receptor activity
Source: RefSeq, a predicted model, not a curated record